AAAUCUCGAUAAAAUCUACGUGUUCUUAAAAAUACAGAGAUGAAAAUGGACGAUGGCAAUACUAUAGUAGAAACUAAUAAAGACACCAUUAAAGUGAUAAGGUUUAACAAACCACAGAAGAAAAAUGCAAUAGACGGUAAUAUGUACUAUAGGGUGACUAAAAUACUCAACGAAGCAGCAAUUGAUGACAGCAUCAGUAUGGUUGUGUUGACCGGUACAGCGGAGUUUUACAGCAGCGGCAAUGACGUAUCGAACUCUGGGAGUAAAUCUGAAGAUGAACAUAUGAAACUUUUGAAGGAUUUUAUCGAAGCUUUUAUUAAAUUCCCAAAACUACUAAUAGCUAUCGUCAAUGGACCUGCUAUAGGAAUCGCGGCUACGACUCUUGCCCUCUGCGAUUUGGUUUAUGCGUCAGAAAAUGCUUACUUCCUCACACCCUUUUCAAAAUUGCAUAUAACUGCUGAAGGAGGAUCUACACUAACAUUCCCAAGACUUAUCGGACAACGGAAGGCUGCUGAAAUGUUACUAUUCAAUCACAAAAUGUCAGCGAAGGAAGCACUGGAAUGCGGUUUCAUCAAUCGUGUGUACAAGCCCGAGGAAUUAGAAAGGAGAGCCUGGGAUAAGAUAAAUGAGAUUUCAAAACUGCCCGCAAAUUCGAUACUUGUCACUAAGAACUUGCUGCGCAGAGUUUACUACGAUGAUCUCUUAAAAACUAACGAUGUUGAAAUCGCAGUACUGACAAAAAUACUAAAAGCAAAAAGUAAUUUGUAAUAUUUUUUUUAAAAA
Messenger RNA from Papilio machaon (common yellow swallowtail), 783 nucleotides. RefSeq names its product enoyl-CoA delta isomerase 2 (gene Dci). Bases 40 to 768 code for a protein of 242 amino acids. NCBI's taxonomy places the organism in Eukaryota, Metazoa, Arthropoda, Insecta, Lepidoptera, Papilionidae. The record is from RefSeq and is a predicted model, not a curated record. The transcript is spliced from 3 exons.